AUGGCGACCUCUAGCACACGUCUAUAUCUUGGAAACCUGCCCUACGUGGCGCAGAAAAGAGAGAUAGUCGACCUGCUAAACGAAAUCCAAGUUCAAUACCACAAUGUCGACUUCUCCACUGAUCCAUUCUCUGGGCGAAAUCCAAGCUACUGCUUCGUCGACUUUGCCAACGCCGAAGAUGCCUCUCGGGCGAUGGAGAUGUUACAAGGGCAGAAAAUUCGAGGACGGCCGAUGAAGGUGAACUUCAACACGCAAAAACGAACAACUCCAAGCCGGCCUCUGCCGGAUUUUCACGACCCGAACAAGGAAGCCUUCGUCUUCAACCGAUGGGAGCGGAAUGAUGCGAAAAGUCAUUGGGUGGACCCAUUGCUUGACUCACGCCGCGUACGCGUUGACAAUCUGCCAAAGAUCUCACACCAAGACGCACUGCAAGUUGAGAUGCGGAGGAUGUUUGACGGGUUCGAAGUUCAAGCUGUGAGCAAACUCGUCGUACGUACGGAUCCCUGGACUGGACGAUCCUUCGGUUACCAACACUAUUGCUUUGUCGACCUCGCAACCCCCGACGAGGCUGAGCGUGCGGCUAGGGAGCUAAACGGAGCGCGAUGUACUUUUGGAGGGAACGUUGAAGUUCAAGUGGCCCGUAAUGAUCACGGAAGCACGACCAAAGUGGAACGGGAGCAACUCGGCUUCACGAGACCUGAGCAGAGAUGGACCGGCAGGACAGCUCCGCCUUUGCGAGACUUCAAUUCGAGCUGGAGGAGGGCUGAGACUUGA
Molecule: messenger RNA, 774 nt
Organism: Lecanosticta acicola
Lineage: Eukaryota; Fungi; Ascomycota; Dothideomycetes; Mycosphaerellales; Mycosphaerellaceae
Source: the annotation of a GenBank genome assembly